UGUACUAUUAUCGUUGCUAACAAGUCACCUGACAGGCAGAGUAAAAAUGCGGUUCCGUUUUUGUGGUGAUUUAGACUGUCCAGAUUGGGUUCUCGCUGAAAUUAGCACAUUGGCAAAAAUAUCAAGUGUCAAGAUGAAACUCCUCUGUGCUCAAGUGUUAAAAGACCUUCUUGGAGAGGGCAUCGAUUAUGACAAAGUCACAAAGCUAACUACUGAUGCAAAGUUUGAAAGUGGUGAUAUCAAAGCCAGUGUUGCAGUGCUGAGCUUCAUUUUAUCAAGUGCUGCCAAACAUGAUGUGGACAGUGAUUCACUUUCAAGUGAGCUGCAACAGCUCGGCCUUCCAAAAGAGCACACCACAGGCCUGUGUAAAUCAUAUGAGGACAAGCAUACGGCCCUGCAGGAUAAACUGAUAGAGACCAGCUUGAGACUUGGACGUCUGGAAGCCGUGUCAUGGAGGGUUGACUACACACUAAGCUCAAGUGAAAUGAGGGAGGUGAACGAGCCAACGGUGCAGCUUAAACUGCAGGCGCAAGGUGCAGAGUCAGGCUCCACAGAGACCACAAUUGUGUCCAUUUCCGCAGACAAAUUUAGAGUCCUGUUGACAGAGCUAAAGCAUGCUCAAGCCAUGAUGAAUGCACUGCAAUGAAGAUGAAGAUGGAGUAU
Messenger RNA from Osmerus eperlanus (European smelt), 663 nucleotides. It is a transcript of the gene commd4, whose product is annotated as COMM domain containing 4. The record is from RefSeq and is a predicted model, not a curated record. Lineage: Eukaryota; Metazoa; Chordata; Actinopteri; Osmeriformes; Osmeridae. Bases 47 to 646 code for a protein of 199 amino acids. The transcript is spliced from 8 exons.